Messenger RNA from Amoebophrya sp. A120, 1123 nucleotides. The record is from the annotation of a GenBank genome assembly. Lineage: Eukaryota; Dinophyceae; Syndiniales; Amoebophryaceae.
GGCUUCUUCUUGCACACGACCCCACCUGCUCCAGCUUAUGAUCAUCUAUCAUGAUCGUGUAUUAAAUAAAACGGCGAUCUACUAUCUAACAAGACCGCUCGGGACGAGCCGCGCCAACUUAAAAAUGCUCGUUGCAUUCGCGACGAUCAUGCCGUAAGUUUUACUUUUUUGCUGGGGUCUGUGCCUGCGUCGUCGGUCCUCUCCUCGUGGCAGGAGGGCUACGCUGGAGAUACUAUGGUCAGGAAGAUCAUGUUGCGGAAACGAGGCGGACGAGAAUCCGGGACCCGCAGAAGCUCCAGAACAAGAUGGAGGACGCGAUACACCAACAAGUGGGCAUAUCCCACAGAAAAGUACACCCCUAGUAUAGUAUCUAUCAGAAUAUAGGGAUGAACAUGAAUUUGAAUGAAAUGAGUGCUGUGUUUUUUCUUUUCAGUUUUAUUAGUGGAGUAUCACUCUUUGGUUGUUUAGCAUGACAAACAAGAUCCCCACGCUGGGGCCUUGUGCCCGUCCCUAGUGGCACUAGUGGGGAAGAAAGCAGCGCUGCGCUGCACGACCCUGUGCAUUCUGGAGGAGCAGGCAUCCGCGUUUUUACGAAAAAGUGCGUUAGUGUCGAGUUUUUGUUGUGGCAAGAUAAAUAAACAGCAGCUCACUUCUAAUUCUCGCAGUCUUUGAUGUCUCCUGCGCUAGUUACAACUACUAGUACAGGUGUGCUUUUCUGCAGGAUAGGGCAAGUUUUCCGCACGACAAGAGGUGCAGCUGGUCCGCGUUUGUGGCCCUGAGUUUUCUGCUCGUUCUCUUCCUGCAUAUCGUGAGAAGAAAUUGUCUCGGUCCCAGCGCGUAAAAAUGUUGCAAUGAUUUUUCCCAAUUUAAAAAUUCCUAUGAGACGCUCCUUUUUUGAUGUGAUGCAUAAAAAUGCUCCACAUGCAUCUGCAAUAAAGGUAGUUUGAGACCUCUGAGCCAGUUUUUUCUCGUGAUGCUGCAGGCUGGUAAUGUUUAUUUCAAAUGUUCUUGCCCGUUUUUAUUAUUGUUUCCCUCCGCCUUCCGUGUGUCAACAUCCAGACAACGUCCCAGGCGCGGCCGCCCCGGACUGGCAACUACGCCAGCAGCGCGGAGUCACUUAUCU